AUGGCAUCAGACAGUGAGGUAAAAACCCUACUGAAUUUUGUCAACCUGGCCUCCAGUGACAUCAAAGCAGCUCUGGAUAAAUCAGCUCCUUGUCGCCGCUCAGUUGACCACAGAAAAUACUUGCAGAAGCAGCUCAAGCGUUUUUCUCAGAAGUACUCAAGGAUUCCACGGUGCCACCCCAGCAAGCCCCCCGAGUGCGUCUGGCGCAGGGGAGCAGAGGACCGGGGCCGUGGCCCCCAGCCUGAGACACCUGACCCCAGCCCCCAUGGUGGGGCUGCUGCCGAGAAGGUGUUGCAGACAGCCGAGGCGGAGGAGAGCCUCACUGGGGAACGGGUUUUGCAGGAGCAAAACCCCGAGGCCACCAGGCCGGACCAGGUGCCCAUGAGGAAGCGACAGCUCCCUGCCUCCUUCUGGGAAGAGCCACGGCCAGCCCAGAGCCUGCCGGCUAGGGCCUUUCCUGCUGGCCCUGAGCGGCUUUCAGCCCCCAGAGACCCUCCUCCCUAUGAGGGGAAGAAAAGCAAACGGAGCCUGGAUGCUGCCAGCCCAGAGAGCUCCCCAGAGUCUGCCCCACAUAAUGGGGAGAAGGACCCUGCUGGGGUCCUCUCAAGCCGGGUGGGUGCCUGGACCUGCUGCCCCUUCCCCUGCCCCGGGCCGGGGGUGUACCAGCCCCCAGGCACGCUGCCCCCCUCACCCUUCCCAGGGCUGGGGCUAUGGAGGAAGAGCACAGCAGCCGUGCUGCCGGCGGAGGUGCCACACUUCUGCAAGGAGGCCGAUGGCACGGGGCAGAAACUCUACAGACCUGUGGUUUUGAAACCCAUCCCUACCAAGCCCGCGGUUCCACCGCCAAUCUUCAAUGUUUUCAGCUAUCUUUAG
Apus apus (common swift) is the source of this 873-nucleotide messenger RNA. RefSeq names its product family with sequence similarity 181 member A (gene FAM181A). The coding region runs from base 1 to 873 and encodes 290 amino acids. The record is from RefSeq and is a predicted model, not a curated record. The transcript has a single exon. Lineage: Eukaryota; Metazoa; Chordata; Aves; Apodiformes; Apodidae.